UGUGUUUCCCUGCACCUCCAGUCUUCAUUCACUCUCUUUCUAAACCGAUUCCAUUUCCGUUUCUGUUCACUUCUCCCUCUUGAGCUCAAUGGCGCCUCCCAUGGACGGCCCUAGCGACUAUCGUCAACUUUUUGUCGACGACGCCGACUUCUACAACCGCCUUCUGCUCGGCACUCUCUUGCCUGACUGCGUGUGGGUCCCUCUCCCUCGCUUCUUCCAGACAUGGCUUCGCAACUACAUUGGCGGUGUCCUCGUUUACCUCCUCUCCGGCUUCUUCUGGUGCUUCUACAUCUAUUACUGGAAGCGCAAUGUUUAUGUUCCUACAGAUGCCAUUCCCUCUCGUAAAGCCAUGCUCUUGCAAAUAUCUGUUGCAAUGAAAGCAAUGCCUUGGUACUGUGCACUUCCGACUAUAUCUGAGUACUUGGCAGAAAUUGGCUGGACAAAGUGUUUUCCAAGAUUAAAUAAUAUCAGCUGGCUUGCCUUCCUUGUAUAUUUAGCCAUUUACCAAAUUUUUGUGGAAUUUGGCAUUUAUUGGAUGCAUAGAGAGUUGCAUGACAUAAAACCACUUUACAAGUAUCUUCAUGCUACUCAUCACGUCUACAAUAAACAGAAUACUCUCUCCCCAUUUGCUGGUUUGGCAUUUCACCCUCUUGAUGGGAUCCUUCAGGCAUUGCCACAUAGUAUUGCUCUGUUCAUCAUCCCAGUUCAUUUAACUACACACCUAGUGGCUAUAUUCAUUGAGGCCAUUUGGACUGCAAAUAUCCAUGACUGUAUUCAUGCCAAAUUGUGGCCUGUCAUGGGUGCUGGAUACCACACCAUUCAUCAUACCACUUAUCGCCAUAACUACGGCCAUUUCACCAUUUGGAUGGAUUGGAUGUUUGGGACUCUUCGUGACCCCUUAGAUGAUGAUGGAGGUAAGUUGAUGUAAUGUGAUGAUUUCGUGUCAUCGAUGGCCUAGUUGCUUUUUUAGUCUACGUUGAGAAAAGUUCUUAGGCAGAUUCAGUCCACAAUAAGUUUUGUAGAUCAAAUUAAUCAUGAAUGGACAUACAGGCAUUUCAUUGUUUUUUAUGCUUGGAUGUUCUUUAAUCAUUCUAUCAAGGUUUUUUUAGAAGUGUGCGGACUUAGAAGUUUUUCCUUCAUGGGAUAAUUGUGUUGGAUUCUUGAAAUCUGGUUCUUCAUCUUUGAAGCAUAAGGAUGUUCCUUCUGUUUUCGAUAUUUCUGUUUUUUGACGCAUCCAUUAAAAUUUACAAGGAUCUUCUAUUCUAUGUCUCUCUACAUUCAGUUGAAGCGCGCUUCAAGGGAUCUAAUUAUGUAUCUGAGAUAUAAAUCCUGUAAAUGCAUUAUACUUUCUUCA
This is a messenger RNA of Prosopis cineraria, 1354 nucleotides long. Its product is annotated as delta(7)-sterol-C5(6)-desaturase-like. The transcript has 3 exons. Gene Ontology annotation, biological process: lipid biosynthetic process. The record is from RefSeq and is a predicted model, not a curated record. The coding region runs from base 89 to 928 and encodes 279 amino acids. Gene Ontology annotation, molecular function: oxidoreductase activity; iron ion binding. Lineage: Eukaryota; Viridiplantae; Streptophyta; Magnoliopsida; Fabales; Fabaceae.